This is a messenger RNA of Plasmodium adleri (nom. inval.), 3435 nucleotides long. Its product is annotated as conserved Plasmodium protein, unknown function. The record is from RefSeq and is a predicted model, not a curated record. The transcript has a single exon. Bases 1 to 3435 code for a protein of 1144 amino acids. NCBI's taxonomy places the organism in Eukaryota, Apicomplexa, Aconoidasida, Haemosporida, Plasmodiidae.
AUGCUUAAAAAGAAAGGUCAGAAAAAAAAUACUAAUAUAAAAGCAAAGGUAAAUUGUAAGAAGGAUGAAGAAAUAUGUAAUGACCUAAAGUAUAAGGAAAUAAAUAGAAGAAGAGGAAAAAAUGGAACUAAUUUAGGUAAUAAUAGAAAAAAUAAAAUAUCAAUCUUAUCCAAAGGAAAGAAUAAAAAAGAUGAUGGCAAUAUAGAUAAGGUUAAUAAUGAAAGUAUUGAAAUUAAAAAUAAUAAAGAUAAUGUUGGAAAUGGAUAUGAUAAGCCUAUUGAUCAUAAUAAUGAUAAUAAUAACAAUGAAUAUAAUAAUGACAAUGAAUAUAAAAAUGACAAUAAUGAUAAGACAGAUGGUUGUAUUGAACACGAUUAUAUUAAUAAAGAUAAUUAUAAUAAUGAAAACAAUGAUGAAAAUAAUGACAAUAAUACAAAUAACAACAAUGAUAAAAUUGAACACAAUGUGUACAAUAAUAAUAGUAAUAAUAAUUCUAAUAACAAUUAUUAUUAUUAUAAUAAUUUUAAGAAUAAUAUAAUACAAUCAAAGAGUCGACUCAGAAAAAAAGUUAUCACAGAUGAUAGUAGUAAUGAAGAAAGUGAUAUACUAAAAACUAAUAAUCCAUUGAAAGAAGAAUUAAGAUAUAAAAAUAAUAUUACAGAUGAAAAAGACAAUGAACUCUCUUCUUUUGAAAAUAAUAGUAAUGAAGAAAUUAAUAUAGAAAAAAAAAAAAAAAAAAAAUUUAGAAAACUUUCCAACAAUUUUAAUAAAGAUUUAGACCUAACACCAAUUCACAGAAAAAGAAUAAGAAAAGUAAAUGAAAAUAUUAAUUAUGAUAACAUAAGUAAAGAUACGUUAACCUUUAAACAAAUUGAUAAAAAUAAUAUUAUUCAUAGUUUAAAUACUAUUGAUGUCAAAGACCUUAGUAAUAGUAAAGACAUGUUACGUAAGGGUAUCAUCGAUAUAGAUAAGUUAUGUAUAGAUGAUAAUAUAUUAGAAAAAUCACUCUAUGAAAAAAGAAAAAAGAAAAACGAUUCAAAUAUAAAGUCAAAUGAUAAUAUAAGCUGUAAUUCUAAUUCUGAUUAUAUCAAUUCAUAUAAUAAAAAUACAUUUAAUAAAAAUGAAGAGUCUUAUUUCUAUGAUAGUGAUUAUAAAACCCCAAACACAAAAAAAUCAAAUGAGUAUGAAUUACACCUAAAAAUAUUCAACGAACAAAAUUUGGAUACAGAUUAUUUUAAUUUUAAUAGUAUAAGUAUGAAAAAAUCCAUUAGAUACUAUAUUGAAUUUAUUGCUCUCUCUUUAUUAUCUCCUAAAUACCAAUACAACCGAAAUUAUUAUAAGACCUCUGAAGGAGCAAAACAAAUAGAAAAGGAUUUGAGAGAAAAACAUUCAAGUCUUCAUAAAAAAUUGGUAAAAAAAGAAUCACUUCAAGAAUGUUGUAAUGAUUCGAACAGUAUAAUAUAUAGACGAAAAAAAGGAAAAAAAAAGACAAAAAAAAACAAAGAUGAACAUGAAAAUUAUUUUGUUUAUAAUGAUGAUGAAGAUGAAGAAUAUGAUGGAAAUAAUAAACUUGAUCAAAAAAAAAAAAAAAAAAAAAAGAAUUUAAAAAAAUUAUGCACAUAUAUUACUGAUAGUGAAUUGAGUCAACCAUCUAACCAAAAUGAUACUAAUUUGGAUAAGAACAAGAAUAAUAAUAAAUUUCUAAAAAAGAAUAAAAAGAAAAAAUAUGUUUUAAGUGAUAGUAGUUAUAUAUCAGACGAUGCUACUUUGAAUGAAAAAAAAAAUAAUUCAAACGAUGAAGUAGACAUAAGUUUAGCUAGUACAUCAAAGAAGGAAAAAAUAAAUAUUAUAGAUGUAGAUCAAGAAGAAUAUAAAUCAAGUUGCAAAAAUAAUGAUAUAUCUAAAAGUAAUAACUAUGAUAGGCUUAAUGAUUUGGAUAAGAAUAGCGUAUCUAGUAGUGUUAAUGAAGAUAAAGGAGAAGAAUAUACAGAGGAGGAUGAAUUUAUUCAGGACGAUGAAUAUGAAGAAGACGAAUACGAUGAAGAAGAUGAUUUAUCUGAUGAAGAUGAUGAUUAUAAUGAAGAUGAUGAUUAUAAUGAAGAAGAUGAUUAUAACGAAGAAGAUGAUUAUUAUGAAGACGAUCAGAAUGAAGGAGAAGAAUAUUAUGAUUAUUAUAAUGAUACAGGAGAAUGUAUGGAAGAUUUUGUUGUAGAGGAUCAUAUAUUUUAUGAUGAAGAUAAUAUAAAGAAAAAAUCCAAAAAUAAGAAAAAAUCAAAUCUUCCACAUAAAUCUGAUGAAAAUGUAAAAGUAAAAUUAAUUGAAAAAAUUAAUGAUGAAUUUAUGCAAAAUAUUAUUAAAGGCGAAAUGUUAAAUGUAUACGAAUUUAUAAAGAAUGAAGAAAAGUUUAGUAAUUAUGAAUUCCUAAAAAUGAUUUGUAAAAUAAAUAAAAAGAAAUCUGAUAAUUAUUAUGAACAGUGUAUACAAAAAAUUGAAAAUAAAAUAUUAUCAAAAAGAGAUCAAUUUGAAUCACAUCCAUUUCAAAAUAAUUUUAAAAAUAUUUUAAAAAAUUAUGCCAACAUAUUAAUAUUCUAUUUAGAACAUAAUAAAAUAUAUUGUUGUUGUUGUAAUAGAAAAUUAAGUUAUGCUUGUCCAGUUUUUUUUAUCAAACCAUUUUAUAAUUCAACAGAUUUGUGGAAUAAUAACUUUUAUAAUUUUAUGAAAGUAAAUAAUUUUGAAUGGUUAGGAUAUAUAUAUUUCAGUGGAUCAAGAAGUUCUCUUGAAAUUUUAAGUGACUAUAAACUUGAUGAAAACAAGAUGAAAAAGAUAAAAGAAUCUAACAAAUUAUUUAUAAAAAAUCAAAAUGAAAAAAGAAAGAAAACAUUAUCACAAAGUAAUAUUUCUAAUGUAAGUACAUGUACAAUAAUGAACAGUGAAGAGUAUAUAUUUAAUCAUCUAAAAGAAUAUGAAGAAAUGAAUGGAUAUAGAUAUAUUGGAAGUAUAGAUGAUAAACGUUUAAAAAGAAGAAAAAGAAGCUUUAAAUAUAAUUUUGAUUUUCAUUUUAAAGGAGGGGAAAUAUAUAAUGAGAGUUCAUUAAAUUUGGUAAUGAAAGACAUUUGUGAUAAAUUUUGUUAUUCAUCAGAGAAUUAUAUAGAAAAGGAUAUUUUAGUUUUACAAUUAGGUUCUUAUUGUGUUUCCACUGUAUAUUAUUGGCACGUGUUUCAUCAUUAUAAAUUUUUUUUUACGAAAUAUAUUUAUAUGAAAUUACUUGACAUAUAUAACAAAAAUAAAGAUAUAUUUAAAGAACCUUUAAUUUUAGCUUAUAUUCUAUCGAAAAAAUUACAUAAGGAGUUAUAUAGAGAUUUUAAAAUAUUAAUGAAUAUAGAUAUUUCACAAAUUCAAAAUAAAUUAAAUGAAUGUGAUUUAUUUAUAAAAUGA